AAGGGAAGCUCGUUUUAGAAGGCUGGACAAAUAGCUGGAAUUCCGUUUCCGUUCCUGUUCCUGGGAUUUUACUCACUCCCUCAGCGGGGAAAAUCGCAUAUUAUUUACACUUUUCUGACCUUGGUUGUUUGUUUGAACCGAUGGCGUCUUCCCCGCAGAAAUCUCCGUCUUCUCCAAAGUCGCCAACUCCAAAGUCUCCGUCCUCCAGAAAGAAAGAUGACUCAUUUCUGGGGAAACUUGGUGGGACUCUGGCUAGGAGAAAAAAGGCGAAAGAAGUAUCUGAGCUGCAGGAGGAGGGGAUGAACGCCAUUAAUCUCCCCCUGAGUCCCACACCUUUUGAGCUUCAUCCUGAGGACAUCAUGCUAGAGGAAAAUGAAGUCCGCACCAUGGUGGACCCCAACUCAAAAAAUGACCGAAAACUCCAGGAACUCAUGAAGGUGCUCAUCGACUGGAUCAACGAUGUUCUGGUUGGGGAAAGGAUCAUCGUGAAGGACCUGGCUGAAGAUCUCUAUGAUGGGCAGGUUCUCCAGAAGCUCUUUGAAAAGCUUGAAGGUGAGAAGCUGAAUGUUGCAGAGGUGACUCAAUCUGAGAUUGCCCAGAAACAAAAGCUGCAGACGGUUCUGGAGAGGAUCAAUGACGCUCUGAAGGUCUCCACCAGGAGCAUCAAGUGGAAUGUCGACUCGGUUCAUGCUAAGAGCAUUGUGGCCAUCCUUCACCUGUUGGUGGCGCUCUCACAGCACUUCAGAGCCCCCAUUCGCCUCCCUGACCAUGUGUCCAUUCAGGUGGUUGUGGUCCAGAAACGAGAGGGCAUUCUUCAGUCCCGUCAGGUUAUGGAGAAGAUCACUGGCAACACGGAGGCAUUAUCUGGCAGACAUGAGCGGGAUGCGUUUGACACCUUGUUUGAUCAUGCUCCUGACAAGCUGAAUGUGGUGAAGAAGACUCUAAUCACCUUCGUCAACAAACACCUGAAUAAACUGAACUUGGAAGUAGCUGAACUGGACACACAGUUUGCAGACGGUGUGUAUCUGGUCCUGCUGAUGGGACUUCUGGAAGGAUACUUCGUCCCCCUCUACAACUUCUUCCUGACGCCUGAAAAUUUUGACCAAAAGGUUCAUAAUGUGUCUUUCUCCUUUGAGCUGAUGCAGGACGGUGGCUUGGAGAGGCCCAAACCCAGGCCUGAAGAUAUUGUGAAUUGUGACCUAAAAUCAACACUCCGAGUUCUUUACAACCUUUUCACCAGGUACAGACAUGUGGAAUGAUCUAAAACGGGAAAUAUGUCUAUGUGGACCGCUAUUUCGAGUUUUAAUGAGGCUGACUGACAAAAUAUGCUGUUCAUUUUUUUGGAGUAUUGUACAAUACUAAUACUAAUAAUUGUGUCUUUUAAGUAUUUUUUUUCUUUUCAUCUAGAUGGAUGUAAAAACACUAAAGAAAAUAACACUAUGCAUAUAAAUGUUUUUGAUAACAGCAUUCCAUUCCUCAGAUGAAGCGUCAAAGGCAUAAGUUCGCCUUUUACCUGUGGAAAUGCAAUUAGCAGUAUAAUCCGUUUGAAACAUAUUAAUCCUGAAGUGCCUAAACAGACGUAUGAGAGAAAAUACCCAGCUUGCAGACUUGCACUACACAUUAUAUCACAUAAAACACUAUAUUAUCUUGCUUCACAGUAUCAGCUCUUUUACAAAGUCAAGCCCAGCAGCUGUGUUAGAUUUAAGGCAGCUGUUUCCAAGUCGCUGUUUGACCAAAUAAUUAGUUUAGUUGUAAUGAGUUGCUGUUUCACUGCAUAUCUUAAUUUUUGAAGGCUUAGUAUUGAUUUCUGUGCUAAUGUUUUUAUAACUGUCUGCACUUGCAUAGCUUAUCUGAAUCAACCAAAAAUGUUUUUACUCGCAUGCUGUUUUCACACAUAUCUGGCGCAGUUUGUUGUUUUGAAGAACUCUGAAACCCGAUAGUAAUUUAUUUAUUUUCUUACAUCUUAAAACACGGUAACUUGGAUCACUAUUGGGGGGAAAAAAGUAUUUAAACUGAAAGACAGUAGUGCAACUUUUAUGUUUGUGGAAACUAUAAAAAAAAUAAAAUAAAAUACUUUUUUUAUACCUUUUUGAUGCAAUUUUGUUGCAGUAGAGUCAUUUGUAAAAUUCAAUGUCCAUGUUUUAUCUCCACCUGAAAAAUGUUACAAAAUCUACAUUAAACAUGGAUGAUCGUCUAGCCCACUGUGAUUGUCAGA
Molecule: messenger RNA, 2215 nt
Organism: Onychostoma macrolepis
Lineage: Eukaryota; Metazoa; Chordata; Actinopteri; Cypriniformes; Cyprinidae
Gene: parvaa
Product: parvin, alpha a
Exons: 13
Coding region: 141-1259 (372 amino acids)
Biological process (GO): establishment or maintenance of cell polarity; cilium assembly; actin cytoskeleton organization
Cellular component (GO): actin cytoskeleton; cytoplasm; focal adhesion
Molecular function (GO): actin binding
Source: RefSeq, a predicted model, not a curated record